Molecule: messenger RNA, 3232 nt
Organism: Ipomoea triloba (trilobed morning glory)
Lineage: Eukaryota; Viridiplantae; Streptophyta; Magnoliopsida; Solanales; Convolvulaceae
Product: ADP-ribosylation factor GTPase-activating protein AGD3-like
Exons: 19
Coding region: 409-2916 (835 amino acids)
Cellular component (GO): cytoplasm
Molecular function (GO): protein binding; GTPase activator activity
Source: RefSeq, a predicted model, not a curated record
UCGACAGUUAAAAAUCGAAGCCAGAGAGAGAGACAGAGAUUACUGUUUGUUCAAUGUCACAUAUAGCCAAUGGAAGUAAUCUAGUGACGGCCAUGAAAUAUCGCACCUUUCUAUACCAAAUUUCCAUCUUCCACCAUUUUCGCUAACCUUCUCCCUCGUUAUCUCGCUUCCCCCCACGCACCCACACUCUCUGUAUUUCAUCCCCUUUGUGUUUCAAGAUUGCUUCUUUUUAAAUUUUUUUUUUUUGAAAAUAUUGGAUGGUUGUUUUCAUAUUUUUUUGCUGAUCUGAGUUUGGGUUUUUGUUGUUAUUGAAUGCGGGUUAAAGAGUCUGGUAUUUAGUCGGAGCCUUGGGGGAUUUUCUUCAUCUUGAUAUUGCGGGUGCUUAGAGGGUAUGCCGGUUUUGAUCAGAUGCAGGAAAGCGCGAUACCUUCCCCCUGCCGGCUCGAUGAUUCGCCUAUGUUUCGCCAGCAGAUGCAAUCUAUGGAGGACAAUGCUGAGGUAUUGAAGGAGAAAUGUUUAAAAUUUUGUAAAGGAUGCCGGAAGUAUACGGAAGGGAUUGGUGAAGCAUAUGACACAGACAUUUCUUUUGCUAGUGCCCUUGAAAUCUUUGGAGGAGGGCAUGAUGAUCCAACUUCUGUGGCAUUUGGAGGUCCUGAUAUGGUUAAUUUUUCAAUUGCCUUGAGGGAAAUUGGAACAUACAAGGAAGUUCUCCGAUCACAGGUAGAGCGUACACUAACGGAGAAGUUACAACAUGUUGCUGUGGUUGAGAUUCCACAGGUGAAGGAAGCUCGGAAGCGUUUUGACAAAGCUAAUGUCAUCUAUGAUCAGGCUCGUGAGAAGUUUUUGUCAUUGAGGAAAAGUACUAGGUUGGACAUAGCUGUGGCCAUUGAGGAGGAACUUUACCAGUCAAGAUCAAGUUUUGAGUAUGCACGCUUUAAUCUGUUUGGAGCUCUUACCUCUGUUGAGGCAAAAAAGAAGUUUGAGUUUUUGGAAGCUGUUACUGCUACAAUGGAUGCUCAUCUUCGUUAUUUUAAGCAGGGAUAUGAACUUUUGAAUCAGAUGGAGCCUUAUAUCAACCAGCUCUUGGCCUAUACACAGAAGAGCAGAGAAAGUUAUAUGUCUGAGCAGGCAGCUCUUAUGGAAAGGAUGGAAGAAUACCAAAAGAAAGUUGAUCAAGACAGUAAGCGGUCCUUUGGUGCUUCUCCGGAUCCUCCGAAUGGUGAUGCCAUACCGAUACAAUCCUUUCCCAGAAGUUCUCAUAAAGCGAUAGAAGCAGUAAUGCAGUCAACUGUAGAAGGAAAGGUACAAACUAUAAAGCAAGGAUAUCUCUCAAAACGUUCUUCUAAUUUGAGAGGUGACUGGAAAAGAAGAUUCUUCAUUCUUGAUAGCCGAGGAAUGCUGUACUAUUACCGUAAACAAUGGAACAGGAUAUCAGGAAAUUCCAAUACAAAUGCUUCAAAUAAAAGCUCUUCUUCAGAAUCGGGUUCAGGGCUGUUGAGUCGGUGGCUUUCCUCUCAUUAUCAUGGUGGUGUACAUGAUGAAAAAGCUGUUGCACGUCACACAGUAAAUCUGAUGACAUCAACAAUUAAAAAGGAUGCAGAACAAUCUGAUCUGAGAUUCUGCUUCAGAAUAAUAUCACCAACAAAGAAUUAUACUUUGCAAGCAGAGAGUGCAACAGAACAAAUGGACUGGAUUGAAAAAAUAACUGGAGUGAUUGCUUCUUUGCUCACUUCCCAGACAGCUGAGAGGUUUUGUCUCAGUCCCACUAGUGAAAAUAGUUCCAUUGCAAGUCCUCCCGAUAUUGAUCAAAGGGCAAUUGAAGAUAACUCAUCUGGUAGGAAUAUUGCCUCUAAAAACAUUAUGCGUCCAUCGAGAAGCACGCUGCAGAUACCUGUCUACAUGCAGACAGGAAAACUGGUUGACACAUUAAAGAGUUUGCCAGGGAAUGAUAUAUGUGCUGACUGUGGUGCUCCCGAACCAGAGUGGGCAUCUCUCAAUCUUGGUAUUCUAAUAUGUAUUGAAUGUUCUGGUGUUCACCGAAACCUUGGUGUACAUAUAUCAAAGGUAAGAUCCUUGACACUUGAUGUUAAAGUCUGGGAGCCUUCUAUCAUCACUCUGUUUCAUGCAUUGGGUAAUGCUUUUGCAAACUCUGUAUGGGAGGAAUUGUUGCAAGUGAGCACAACAUUUCAGGAUGAUGAGAUACCAGAGUGGUUUGUUGAGCUGGAUAAACGCAAGCAGUUUUCCCCCAAACCCAAUCACAAUGAUCAAAUCUCAGUGAAGGAGAAGUUCAUUCAUGCAAAGUAUGCAGAAAAAGGUUUUGUUCACAAGGAAAAUAACAGUGUGAACAUGCUCUCAGUUGCUGAACAGCUGUGGGAAGGUGUUCGUACGAAUGACAAGAAAGCUGUAUACCGUCUUGUUAUUGUUUAUGGAGCAGAUGUUAAUGGUAUUAAUGGAAAUGCAUCAGCUGGUAAAUCUUUGACUCUUGCACUUGCGAUGAAAUUAGACCAACUAUCAGAUUCAGACGUGAAGCCCAACUUCAACUGCACAGACAGCAAGUCUUCUUCUUGUUUCUUUGAUGCUGAAGGCAGUGAAGAUUAUUACAUGAAUGAUUAUCUUGAUGGCUGUUCCCUGCUUCACCUCGCCUGCCAAUUGGCUGAUAUUGCCAUGGUCGAGCUGCUCCUACAGCACGGUGCAAAUAUAAACGCUUGCGACUCAAGGGAUCAGACGCCACUGCAUCAUAGUAUCAUCAGGGGAAGAAUUGCGGUUGCCAAACAUUUACUUUCCAGAGGGGCUGAUCCAAAUGCCACUGAUAAGGAUGGCAAGACUCCUUCUAAACUGGUUACAGAGUUGGCGCUGGGUGAUGUAGAGUUGCUUGGACUCCUCAAACUCACAAACACCACAUUGCAAUGCACUUAAACAUCUGGGAAUCGCUUGCACAUGCCUUUUCCACCAAACAACCCAAUUCAAUUUUGCAGUACAAGUCAGACUGUCCAAAAAUCAUCAAAUUCUAAUCCAUUUUUUCCCCUUCAAUUUUGACUGCCAUCCUUUGAGGAUCGAUCUUAUACAAGUAGCACGCACAAUAUUAGCUGUAUAUACACCUUUUUUGCAAUAAGCUCCCAAGAAUUGUGUCAACUCUUGAUCAUAAUUAGUAUUCUCUGUGAUACAGCUGGGAACUUUGGAUUGUUGUACAAUCAUAUACAAAAAUAAAGUACUAAUUUCAUUAUUUUUUAUU